UUGUUAAGAAAUUCUCCUUAAGCUCUCUCCCUUUAAGCGGCCCUGCCUGACGUAGCUGAGUGCGCAACUGUAGAAACUGGCUCCAAACUUGCACACAAAAGCAGGCGGCGUGGAAGUUCGAAAACAGCUACAGUAGUAAUGCUCCGCCGCAUAAAACACAUAGUGCGCCUGAAUAAGUGCGCUCCUGUCCUGUGCAAGAGGAUACUCGGGAGGGAACUGCGGACUCUCGGUGCAGCAGCAAAGCAAAACGCAGGAGAAACAGGACCGCAUGCAUCUGGAAGUUUUAAGUCGUACUUGUCCACGCCGCGCUGCAGGAAGUAUGCGUCCGACGCUGCGUACAGUCGAGCCUUCGCGUCAGCGAGGGACGACCCCGAGAAGUUUUGGGGUGAGGUGGGACGCGAAUUAGACUGGUUUGAGCCGUGGAGUAAAACUCUGCACAUUGAGGAUCCAGUGUUCCCAAACUGGUUUGUCGAGGGAAAGCUAAACAUGUGCUAUAACGCUGUGGAUCGACAUGUAGAAAGAGGCCGUGGAGAGCAGCCUGCUAUCAUUUAUGACAGCCCAGUGACUGGCACUAAACAGAUCAUCACUUUCAGGGAACUUCAAGACCAGGUGUCCAGGUUAGCAGGAGUCUUGGUGAAGCAUGGGGUACGGAAAGGAGACCUCGUUGUCAUCUACAUGCCCAUGGUGCCACAGGCCAUGUUCACCAUGUUGGCCUGUGCACGGAUCGGUGCCCCGCACAGCCUCAUUUUUGGCGGCUUCGCCUCUAAGGAGCUGUCUGUCCGCAUCAAUCACGCCAAGCCCAGGCUGUUGGUUACAGCCUCGUUUGGCAUUGAGCCAGGCAGAAGAGUUGAGUACAUCCCUCUGGUGAAGAAGGCCUUGGAGAUGAGCUCUCACAGCCCCUCUAAAGUCCUCAUCUACAACAGGCCGAACAUGGAAAGGGUAUCAAUGGAUCCCGAGUUGAGUCUGGACUGGGAUGAAGAGAUGGCUGCUGCUCGGCCACAUGACUGUGCUUCUUUGCCCUCCAGCCAUCCAUUGUAUGUACUUUAUACAUCUGGGACCACUGGAACACCAAAGGGUGUUGUGCGAGACACCGCAGGCUAUGCUGUGAUGCUGAAAUGGACCAUGUCAAAUAUUUAUGGACUCAAUCCUGGAGAAGUUUGGUGGGCAGCCUCAGACCUAGGCUGGGUGGUUGGCCAUUCUUAUAUCUGCUACGGUCCUUUGCUUCAUGGUAACAGCACCGUCCUCUAUGAGGGAAAGCCUGUAGGGACUCCAGACUCUGGCGCCUUCUUCCGUGUCUUGUCUGAACACGGAGUCUCCUCCAUGUUCACAGCGCCCACUGCUAUCCGUGCUAUCCGCCAGCAGGACCCCCAAGCCGCAGUUGGAAAAAGAUAUCCUCUGACCAGGUUGCGCACGCUAUUCGUGGCAGGAGAGCGAUGUGAUGUGGAAACCCUGGAAUGGGCAAAAAGGAAUUUUAAGGUUCCUGUUCUGGAUCACUGGUGGCAGACCGAAACUGGCUCAGCUAUUACUUCCAGCUGUAUUGGGUUGGGAAACUCACUCACGCCACCUGCAGGCCAAGCUGGCAAACCAGUUCCAGGUUACAAUGUCACCGUGAUCGAUGAUAACAUGCAGGAGGUGAAGCCAAGAAGCCUGGGAAAUAUUGUGGUGAGAUUACCUUUACCACCUGGAGCAGCAUUAUCUUUAUGGCAGAACCAAGAUUUGUUCAAGAAGCUCUACUUCACAAAGUUUCCAGGAUACUAUGACACCAUGGAUGCAGGUUUUAUGGAUGAAGAGGGCUUCCUUUAUGUCAUGUCCCGGUCUGAUGAUGUCAUCAAUGUGGCAGGUCACAGGCUGUCCACUGGAGCACUGGAGGAGUCGGUGCUGCAGCACUCUGCAGUGGGAGACUGUGCUGUGGUAGGGCUGGAAGACACUCUGAAGGGCCAUGUUCCUUUGGCCCUGUGUGUACUCAAGAAAGGUGUGCAGAAAACUGAAGAGGAAAUCAUAAAUGAGAUGGUGAAACUUGUAAGAGACACCGUCGGUCCUGUGGCUGCGUUUAAGAAGGUGCUUUUUGUCCGCGGGUUGCCGAAGACGCGUUCUGGCAAGAUUCCUCGCUCCUCUUUAGCCAACCUGGUCAAUGGGAAGCCCUACAAGAUCAGUCCAACCAUUGAAGACCCAGAGGUGUUCAAAGACAUCGAGAGGCAAAUAGAGAGAGAGCUCAGACAUAAUGCAGCCUGAACUCAUCAGUGGGAUGACAGGUGGACAGACUGAACAGUUUUUGGCAACACAAAGUCACUUCAUUGAUAAUAAGUGUGCAAAAAUGUUCACGCCAUGCACAAAGUGCUGCAAAUGUGAACUAUUAUCAGUAAAAAAAGCAUUUUUUUCUUGUUUCCUAAAUUAAGCUAAAUAUAGACGCUGGUGUUUAACCCUUAGAAACCCUUCCAGAUCCAUGCAGUUGAAUUAAUAUUUCCAUUUGGAAUUGAUGAAAUGAAUCAUACAGCUAGGUCUGGAAAUGUCUGGAUAAUCAUUUUCAUAAUGUCUCUGUAGGCCACCAGAAAAGGAUUGACAUGAAACAACAGUAAUACAGCUGAAGUGCAGACUUGUGGCUUUAAGGGGUUGAACAAAAAUAUCAUAUGAAACAUUUAGCAUCUGCUAGGAUAAUAGAGUUAGUUUAGUCAUAGAAUAAAGUUAUUAUUCAUGGUACUAGUGGGGAAGAUAAAUUGAGCAGUCUCACAGCCUGAGGAAAGAAACUGGGCUCUGUCAAGACACCUUCCUUUACUAAUUUCACUAAUGCUUGGUAGGUGGGUGCCAGUGGUGAUUUAACUUUUUCUGGGUGGUUUUAAUUACCUGCUGCAGAAUCUUUGAGUCUGCAGCUGUGUACAUUCGAUUCCAGUUUAGGAUGCAUGCUUUCUAUUGCUGUAUGUUUUCACUCAAUGCCAUGUUUUGUUUUUGCAGCUUUUGCAGUUUCACUUCUUUGUACAACACACAGUGAAUUCAGCGCAUAAGCUUCCAAAUUCAAGUGUCACACUUUCACCUCUUUAACUGAUAUAGAAAGAAACAUUCUCACCUGUCGAGGAACUUUUGAGGCUUUUGCCCAGUUACCUUUGGUCCCUUGAAAAAGAGAGGGCUAGAUAUUAAAGUGCCACAACCCCCCCCCCCCGCUUCAGAAUUGUUACACUCCUAUAUGGAAGCUUGUUUGUGCCACUGAAAUGGGGAAAAAAUGACGUCCAUAAGUCAAAAUUUCAGGUUAUCUCCAAAAUUUGAGUUGAAAUUUGUGAGAUACCCGGCUCGAAAUUUAAUCUUAUCUCUCUCUGUUUCUCACACACUCUCUCUGUGGUGUAAACAAGGCUCCAUGCUGUUCCUACUGUUUCUAUGUAGUUAAUCUGAAACCAUUCCAUCCAAUUAAAGCAGAGACUUUGCACUUUCAGACUGUGAGAUCUAAAUUAUUGGUAACAAAUAACCAAACUCUGUGCUGUCAGAAUCAAGGGGAAAACUAUAAACAUUCGGACGAAGGUUAUUAUAGUUACGAAAAUCAAAACUUGAUUUAAAAAACAAAAAAACAUUUUAUUUCUAUAGCACAAUUAAAACCAAAGUGCUUUACAUUAAAAUCAAAUAAACAGGUUCCUAAUAAAUAUGCUUAGUUUUAGUAUUUGUUAGUUUGGUAAAAUGUGUAAACUUAAUUAAAAACAAAAUAAAACUAAAAAUUAUUACUGAUUCUAACACACAUCAAAAACAAUUCAAAUGUUCUCCACAAUAAUGUUAGAAUAUGGAAUACGGGCCUGCAUAUUGGUACCAUUUUCAUUAUAAUGUGAGUAUGUUUUAGUAAACCACUAAUAUAAUGCAGACUUUGUAGAUUCACUAAUCAACAGAAGCAAAGUAUUGUUACAUGUUUCAUGAAAAAUGAGUCAUUCAUUGACUGUAUUUUUUUCUUUUUUAUUGACAAUGAAAAUUUGUUUGCUCACC
Archocentrus centrarchus (flier cichlid) is the source of this 3957-nucleotide messenger RNA. It is a transcript of the gene acss3, whose product is annotated as acyl-CoA synthetase short chain family member 3. Gene Ontology annotation, molecular function: propionate-CoA ligase activity. The record is from RefSeq and is a predicted model, not a curated record. Lineage: Eukaryota; Metazoa; Chordata; Actinopteri; Cichliformes; Cichlidae. Gene Ontology annotation, cellular component: mitochondrial matrix. The transcript is spliced from 16 exons. The coding region runs from base 139 to 2232 and encodes 697 amino acids.